Messenger RNA from Xenia sp. Carnegie-2017, 3606 nucleotides. RefSeq lists its product as uncharacterized. The record is from RefSeq and is a predicted model, not a curated record. The transcript is spliced from 11 exons. Lineage: Eukaryota; Metazoa; Cnidaria; Anthozoa; Malacalcyonacea; Xeniidae. Bases 202 to 2484 code for a protein of 760 amino acids.
GUUUGUUUUUGAAAUUUUUCAUGAAUUACUGUAGUUUAGUACAGUUUCAUGUUAGCUUUAUUGUUUAAUGGAAGAGUUAAAAGCCACCGUUCUUCCAGAAUUUCACAAUGAUGUCCAAAAUGAAUUUGAUGUGGUCUUAUCACCAACAGUUGACGUGAAUGAAAUAAACGUCAAAAGGAACGAAUAGAUGAUGACGAAGAAAUGUUUUUUGCUCCGUUAAGCCUUCCCGAGAAGUGUGUUCCUACAUCCCCAGGCUUGUCGGAAGAACAUCGUAUCAAAACAUAUAGCCCAGUAACUAAAGACCAAUACGUUGAAAUAUUCCAAGAGGCGACAAAACUAGCAUUACGCUUCAAAAAACUGUCGUCAAGCACAAGCACGUCUUGUACGUCUUCUCAUCAAGAUAACUCCCUUUCCUCUUCUAUUCUGGAACUUUCAAGCACCGAAUCCAAUUCACCUACUUGCCUGACUGGAAAAGCGUCAAAUGGAAGUAGCGAAAAUUUGUAUGUCUUUCAAUUCAAAGACGAUGCGACUCCCUCUACAAUGACUAUUCAUGAAAAUACAGAGACACAGUCACCGAUAUCACAUGAUGGGCAGCUAAGUGAAACCACUGAUGACAAAAUCCCCAUCUUACCUCUCACAGGCAAAGAAAAUUUAGAGCCUGGUUUUUUUGAUGUCAAAAACACCGAGUUUGUGGAGAAUCUGUUUCACGAAUAUGAUGCUGAUGAUUUACCACACGUCCUAAAAGAUCGUAGAAACUUGACCCCGAAAAGUUCGAUAAAAAAUCCGACGGGCUCGUUGCAAAAUUGUGAAAAACAUGCCAAUGUCAUUAAGAACAGCAGUAUUUUGCGGUGUGGUAAUCCAUCAGACUGCCCCAACAUUUUAAGAAAGUCUCGUAAAAUUGGUGGAAAGUGCGAUAAAUCUAAAGACAUGAAUACCGCAAUUGGUAUAAAUGUUGAGUUUGAAAGAAAGGAUGGUAUUUGUACUUCGGAGAGUAUUUCCAAAGACAAUUUGCUUACUGGCGAAAAUGAAGGUUCCAAUGAGUUGCGCCGAAAAACAGCUGCUGAAAAUGGCGUGGAAAACGCUAUUGUAAACAAUUCAGAAGUUGAAAAAGUUUCGGUAGAGAAACCCGUCGAAGAUACUGACAUUAUAAAAGCAGUCAAUGUUGCUGUCAAAGCAGCUGGCGAGGCAAAGAAUGCUUCACAUGAUCAUGCAAAUGAAGAAAAAGAUGUGAAAAACCACUUCAAAAUUCCUAUCGCUGCUGCACCCAAGCCUGUUGCAUCACUCAAAUAUGGGAUGAAAAAUGCAAAGAUGUUUAAAAAGACAGAAUCGAACAUAAAGCACACUGAGGUGACUCGGUACGGGAACUCUCCUGUUGUGGAAAAAAAGAGUAAAAUAUUAUAUUCGACAGCACAAGAACAGCCUUGUCGUACUAAAGAAAAGUCCGAUGACGCUAACAGGUCGCUCGAUAGUAAAUUACAAAGAAUCGGGCUUGGGAAAAUUGAUAAAUUGAAAGAUGGCGAGGCGAAUGGAGAAAGAGCCAAAACAUUGGGUAAAAGAAAUAUCUUCAGUCCGGAAGAAUCCCUUACUACGUUAAGAGCGGAAAGAUCUCGAAAAACUCAGAAACUAAAGCUUGUAACGUCAAAGUUGAGUAAGAUUCCUGGUCCCAUUUGCCGUCUACGAAGAAGUAGUUCGUUGUCGUCUCUCGACUCGUACCAGUCCUCGUCGUCAUCACAAAACUUGCAAGACGACUGCACCAGUACAAAUAUGGGUCCGAUGACAAAAAUGCUUUCUUCAAAAGUUUGUCUUGCAUCGUCAUCUGGUCUUGCACGACGUUCCAAGUUACACGAUCCAACUACUGACAAUAAGAAAGCUACGUUCACGAAAGGAGGAAUUCCUAAACCUGGCUUUAAGUCGAAAAUGAAGAAAAUGUCCGACACACAACUUUCUGUUAAUCCGGGGAAAAUAAAAGGAGAAACGUAUGGCAAAGUUGAUAAUAGCACAAUUGCAAUGACAGCCACCCCUAGGUCAUCGCAGCCUGUUACUUCACGAGGAUCGAGCUUCAAAUCGUCCUUCUGCAGUACCAGUUCUCGCGAAGACUCCAAUCUGAAGUAUGUAACUCCUCAAAUGACAGGUGAAUGUUUGCAACAAGAUUUAAAAAGUAGCGAAAGGACAGUGACCAGAACAGCAUCGACUUGUAAAAGACGAUCAAUAAAUAUUUCAACGACAUCGCUAAAGGGGCCAUCAUCUUUACCAAGGAGGAGCUCAAAAAAUUCUAACGAUGAUUCGAAAUUAUUUUUAUCGUCGUCUGGUGUAAAUCAAACCAAGAGUUCAAGGACAACCAAGAGACAGUUGAUCUCCAACGGUAAACUUUCCACCGGAGAUAAUCAAAGUGGAACACUGAGAGUAGAUGAUUUACUGGAGUGCAAUGACUUUGGAUUUGCCGACGUUGUUCCUAUACAACCAUUACACGUACAAAGAAAUUAAGAGAACAAGGGCUGAGUAAUAGAAGUGCUUUACUGUAAAAAAUUCAUCAUUUAUGAAUUGACAGUAAGGAGGAGUAGUACUUAAGAAUCCCCGAGACUUCACUUCCGGUUUCGGCCUGAUGAGUCUGGCUUAGGCUUAAAAAAUCCGCCUCGGCUAAAAAACUCCAACUUCUGAUAAAACAAGCAUCAGCUAGGUAUUAAUGUCACAUGUCCAAAGAUUCGUAAAAUUUCAAAACAUAAAAGAACUGUUUUUGUCGAAGUGGAAGAAAUUUUUCUUUUGAUUUCAUUUGAUUUCAUCUUUUUGUUUUAUGAAUUGACGAAAAUGUCGCAUUAUGCAUAAAAAUUACAGAUGCAAUUUCUUGUUAGAUUAAUAAUUAUUUUAUGAUAAUUUCUGUUUUUGUAUUUAGAAGGAAUCUUGAUAAAGGCAAACUUGCCGAUGUUCAUACCGUUUCUUAUUAACAAUAUUAAUGCUAGAGUCUCGUGCCGAUGUCACUGAUGAUGGUGGACAUGAGAAAUUCUUGGUGUAAGUGUCGGCCAUUUGUUGUUGUGAUGGUCCAAAUAUUGUUCGGCCAAAUAUUGUCACAACGAAAAUUGCAACUUUCACUUCAAUUGAAGCAAAAUUUUGAUAAAAGACUUAUGACAUAAAAAAACUUAUCACUUUAGGACAAUCUCGACGGCAGAAUUAUUUUUGGGGAGGUGGAGGCAAAACACCCCCCAAAUGUUACUUACAUACAUUAUUAUGUAACGGACAUUUUCAAGUUACAUAUAUAAAAACCUUAUUGUAAGAAAUAUUGAUGGGACAGUCCCCCUUUUUCCUGCGCUUCGGCUCGCUGUCAAUACAACAAGGCAUCAUGUUGUCUGUCAACUUUCAUAAAGCAACAUGCUAUACAUUUCUGUUGAAGUUUUUUCUUUUUCUUAUCAAUAACUUCGGAAAUUUGCUGUAUUUUUUGUCAUAUUUAAUGUACUUGGAUGUGUAAUGACCGGAGUUUUUGUUUUGACGUGAACUCGCGGCAUUGUGCAGCCAUGAGGAAGGAAUUGAGAAAUGUAUCACGGUGAAAAAUUCAUCUUUAUGCUGUGUGUAUAAAAAGUGUCAAAUUGUAUAAAUAUGGUAUCGUACAUUGCA